GGCGGCGGUGAUGCUCUGCUCUUGCUCUGAAGCCUCUGUGUGCUGUAGGACCAGGGGAGCAGACAGCAGCACCGCACCGCUGCACGGGCGCUCCAUGCACACCACAGCGCGCACACACAGUGGCACAGAGGGCGCUGUGCAUACGGAGGUGUUGGUGACCGCACCGCCCCACCUUGCUGGGACUUAGGGAUGAUACCGGUUGUAAAUGUGUGUCGCGGUGACUGUAAUGCUUUUGUGCGAAAUAAACCUCGGGAACCACUUCGCAGCUUUCACCUGCAUCAGCGCCUUGCCCUUCCCAGGGGUAGGGGGCUUCCUGAGGCUGCGUGCCCACGGGCACCCAUCCCUAUAGAGCCUGGGCGUCCCUCCCAAGGAUUGUGCACAGCCUCUGCGCUGCUCGCAGACCCAGGGAGGCUCUGUGCGCCCUCCCGGGGGUUCGCCGGCCCAGCAAACAGCCGCACCAUCCCACUCACAUUUGGGAUCGGGCUGCGGGGACCGAGCGGAGCCACCGCGACCGUCCGGAGCCUCAGUGCCACCUCCCGGCGCCGCGCGGAACUCGUAACGUGCAACAGGAAUAAAGAGGGCAGCAAAUCCGUCGGGGCGGUCCAGCAGCUCCGAGCCAGCUGCGGCUCUGAGCUGCCGUCUGCAGCCAUCCCGAGCGGUGUGCAGAGGAGCUCCGGGGGUGCACUGACAGCACGUGGGAGCCGCUGCCCGACCUCCGCAGCACCUGCGCUGCAUUUCCGAAUUACAGCGCUGCGGGGCUCCCUCUCCUAUUUAUUUGCAGCACAGGGGGUGCUCGUGCUCAGUGCUUUCUCUGGCCAGGUGGGGGCUGUAGGGCAGGGUGUGGGACUGGGGUUGGUUUCCACCGAGACUUCAUUGCGGGAGGAACCCCCACCACGGGCUGUGCUGCUGUUUUUAAUGCUGACACUGGUUUUAUUCCUCACUUAAUGAUGCUAUCCCAGCCAAAGAGGCAUUGCUCCAGCUGCUUCCAACCCUUGCAGAAAGCAAACCCUGUUAAUGGGAGCUGGCUGCAUGCUGCUGCCCUGGCUCUGGACUUUGGGAACCUGCUCCAAGCAUUCCUAAGUUACUUUUCUUCCACCUGUUAUUAUUACAGACCAGCUAAAGGCUGCUUUCUCUGGUGCUUGUUCCAUAGGAGCUGGUUCCUGGUGCUGUGCAGGAUGAGCAGCUCUUCCCCUGCUCUCAGGUCGCUGUCAGAGGACAGGACGGCUGCUGUGCUGUGGGGCUGUGAGCUGGGUGUGAACAGCCGGAGCUGUGUGGUGAAGGAGGAUGAUGACUUCCUAGAGCACCUGGUCCUGCUGAGGACGAUCAGCCUCAAAGGUCUGGAGUUUGUCCCUCCUGUCACCUUCAUGCUUCAGUGUGGAACUGGGCCAGUCUAUCUCAGCGGGCAGCACAUUACCUUGGAAGAUGUCCCCAGGUGUGAAGCCCACGAGGAAGAGCUGCUGGAUGCGGGUGGAGGUGAUGAAAACAAUGCCAGAGCAGCACAGGAUGGAGACUAGCUGCAGCUCUGGAUGGGAUGGAUCUUUGCACAAGGACACAAUGGGCCUCUGCUCUGGAUACAUCCUUCUCUCCAUCUCAGAAAAUCUUGUUCUGAGUGUGCUGUUGCUGAGAUGCUGUGGGUCUCAGAGCAUUCCAUUAAGCACCAGCACCCCUUCCCUGCAGUGGCACCACCUGAAUGGUCUUAAAAUGAGUGUGUUGUGUCCUCCCUGUGCAACCCUUUUGCCAAUCAGUCUGCAAACUUCCUUUGUAAGGGUGGUUUUGCUCCAGUAGGAAUUACUCUGACAAUUGUUUGGAUAAACAGAGUAAAGUUACAUUGCAGCCUUCACAGCAGCCCAGGGAAAUGCAGCCAAAGUCUGUUCAGAACAAGCAGCCAUUGAAAUAAUUGAAUUAAAGCUUCUAAUUGAGGAAAA
Messenger RNA from Gallus gallus (chicken), 1925 nucleotides. Its product is annotated as nucleoplasmin-like. Lineage: Eukaryota; Metazoa; Chordata; Aves; Galliformes; Phasianidae. The record is from RefSeq and is a predicted model, not a curated record. Gene Ontology annotation, molecular function: chromatin binding; histone binding; RNA binding. The transcript has 4 exons. The coding region runs from base 945 to 1514 and encodes 189 amino acids. Gene Ontology annotation, cellular component: nucleolus; nucleoplasm; cytoplasm. Gene Ontology annotation, biological process: chromatin remodeling.